Messenger RNA from Didymosphaeria variabile, 954 nucleotides. RefSeq names its product Thymidylate synthase (gene TMP1). Gene Ontology annotation, cellular component: mitochondrion; cytosol. The coding region runs from base 1 to 954 and encodes 317 amino acids. The transcript has a single exon. The record is from RefSeq and is a predicted model, not a curated record. NCBI's taxonomy places the organism in Eukaryota, Fungi, Ascomycota, Dothideomycetes, Pleosporales, Didymosphaeriaceae. Gene Ontology annotation, molecular function: thymidylate synthase activity. Gene Ontology annotation, biological process: dTMP biosynthetic process.
AUGCACAACACCCCACCCCACGCACGAAGAAUACCAAUAUCUGAACCUAAUUCGCGACAUCCUCGACAAUGGCGAGCACCGCCCCGACCGCACCGGAACCGGCACAUACUCCAUCUUCGCCCCGGCACAAAUGAAAUUCGCCCUUUCCCGCCCCUCCCCGACCCCUCACAACCGCCCGAGCUCAUCCUCCCCCUCCUCACCACAAAGCGCGUCUUCCUGCGCGCCGUGAUCGGAGAGUUGCUCUGGUUCGUUGCUGGCACCACAUCGUCUAAACCCCUCUCAGACGCUGGCAUAAAGAUUUGGGACGGCAAUGGCAGCCGCGAAUUCCUUGACAGCGUGGGGCUGUCGCACCACGAGGAGGGAGACCUAGGGCCUGUAUAUGGCUUCCAAUGGCGGCACUUCGGCGCAGAGUAUAAGGGACAUGAUGCAGAUUACACGGACCAGGGCGUCGACCAGCUCGCCGAGGUCAUCGACAAGCUGAAGAACAAGCCAUACGACCGCCGCAUCAUCCUCAGCGCGUGGAACCCUGCAGACCUUAAGAAGAUGGCGCUCCCGCCGUGCCACAUGUUUGCGCAGUUCUACGUAUCGUUUCCGAGGGCGAAGGAGGGCGAGGAGAAGAAGAGGGGCGUGCUGCAUAGUAUCCUUUACCAGAGGAGUUGCGAUAUGGGACUCGGCGUGCCGUUUAAUAUCGCAAGUUAUGCACUUCUCACGCAUAUGUUGGCGCAUGCUUGCGAUCUUACGCCUGGGACGUUCACGCAUACCAUGGGCGAUGCGCACGUCUAUGCUGAUCAUGUCGAUGCGCUGAAGGUGCAGCUCGAGAGAGAGCCGAGGGAAUUCCCGACAUUGAAGAUCAGCAAGGAGAUUGGGUGCUCAAUCGAUGGAUGGAAAGCGGAAGAUAUUGAGGUGCUGGGAUAUAAGCCGCAUGCGACGAUCGCGAUGAAGAUGAGUGUAUGA